AUGCCGAAGAGGCGCGAAGCCGCGCCAGUAGCAUCGGAAGGUUCGAACAGUGUAGAUGCAAGUGAAAAAAUUCGAACCAAUGUUGGUGUUGGAAGCCCAAGGAGGUCUUCCAUUACAUGGCUGGCCUUGUUCUUUGUCAUUGCUUAUUCAUGUUCAGCUAUUUAUCAGUACCAGUUUCAGAAUAUGCCUCUGCCUCUUACAGCAGAACAGGCUGGAAAGAGGGGUUUCUCUGAGGUUGAAGCAUUCGGCCAUGUUAAGGCUUUGACUCAGGUUGGCCCUCAUCCUGUUGGUUCUGAAGCUCUGCAUCAAGCCGUGCAGUAUGUUUUGACAGCAUGCGAAACUAUUAAAAAAACAGCGCAUUGGGAGGUGGAUGUUGAAGUGGAUUUUUUUCAUGUAGAAUCUGGUGCAAAUCGUCAAGUAAGUGGCUUAUUCGCGGGGAGAUCACUUGUUUAUUCAGAUCUGGACCAUAUCGUAUUGAGAAUCUUGCCAAAAUAUCUAUCUGAAGCAAGAGAAGAAACCAUCCUUGUCUCAUCUCACAUUGAUACUGUUUUUUCAACUGAAGGGGCUGGAGAUUGCAGUUCAUGUGUAGGUGUUAUGCUUGAACUUGCUCGUGGAAUUUCUCAAUGGGCUCAUGGAUUGAAGAAAGGUGUUAUAUUCUUAUUUAAUACUGGUGAGGAGGAGGGUCUUAAUGGUGCUCAUAGCUUCAUAACCCAGCACCCUUGGAGUAAAACUGUUCGUAUGGCUAUUGAUCUAGAGGCCAUGGGAAUUGGAGGGAAGUCUAGUAUUUUUCAGGCUGGUCCUCAUCCAGGGGCUAUUGAAAGCUUUGCUUCAGUAGCAAAAUACCCAUCUGGUCAAACUGUUUCACAGGAUCUUUUUACUUCGGGGGUCAUAAAAUCGGCAACAGAUUUCCAAGUGUACAAAGAGGUUGCUGGUCUCUCUGGGCUUGAUUUUGCGUAUGUAGAUAAUACUGCUGUAUAUCAUACCAAGAAUGACAAAUUAGAGCUUUUAAAGAAAGGAUCUCUUCAACAUCUCGGGGAGAACAUGCUUGCUUUCCUACUUCAUAUUGGUGCAUCUUCUCAUUUUCCAGAAGACAGCUUAACAGAGUCAAAGGAAGAUAUGAGCAACAACAAAGCCAUAUAUUUUGAUAUUUUGGGAACAUAUAUGGUUGUAUACCGUCAAAAGUUUGCUAAUUUGCUUCACAAUUCAGUGAUAAUGCAAUCACUUUUAAUAUGGGUUACAUCAUUGUUUAUGGGUGGUAUACCAGCUGCAGUUUCAUUGGCCUUGUCAUGUUUGAGUGUUCUCCUCACGUGGCUGUUUUCCUUAGGUUUCUCUGUUCCUGUUGCCUUUCUUCUACCUUUGAUAUCUUCAUCACCAGUGCCAUAUGUUUCUAGCCCGUGGUUGGUGGUUGGGUUAUUUGGUGCACCAGCUAUUUUGGGAGCAUUGACUGGUCAACAUUUGGGUUAUCUUCUAUUUCAAAAAUUUCUUUUGAAUGUGCAUUCUAAGAGAGGGCAAUUUCCUCCCAUUAUUCAGGCUGAACUGGUCAAGCUGGAGGCUGAAAGAUGGCUCUAUAAAGCUGGAUCCUUUCAGUGGCUUAUCCUUCUCAUUUUGGGAAACUAUUUUAAAAUUGGGUCUUCAUACUUGGCUCUUGUUUGGUUAGUUUCUCCGGCAUUUGCAUAUGGAUUUUUUGAGGCAACGCUAGCCCCAACCAGGUUACCAAAGCCACUCAAACUAGCAACCCUUGUUCUAGGGUUAGCCACACCAAUUUUAAUUUCUGCUGGAAUUUUUAUUCGGCUUGGUGCUACAAUCAUAGGGGGUAUGGUUCGACUCGAUAGGAAUCCUGGUAGUACUCCUGAGUGGCUGGGAAAUGUUGUGAUAGCUGCAUAUAUCGCUGCUCUCUUGUCUUUGACCUUGGUGUAUCUUCUUUCUUAUGUCCAUCUUUCAGGUGCGAAAAGGACCAUCACCCUAGCUACUUUGGUGCUGUUUAGUUUAUCUCUUGCAGUUGUGUAUUCUGGUGUUGUUCCCCCAUUUUCUGAAGACACGGCCAGAGCUGUGAAUGUCGUACAUGUUGUGGAUGCAACAGGAAAACUUGAUGAAAGACAUACUCCUGUAUCAUAUGUUUCUUUAUUUUCCACCACUCCUGGAAAUUUGAAUAAGGAGGUAGAACAGAUUAAUGAAAGUUUUGUAUGUGGUAAAGACAAACCUGUGGAUUUUGUUACUUUCUCGGUUAAAUAUGGAUGUCGGACAUAUAAUGACAUUACCGGUGGUUGGAGUGAGGCUGAUGUUCCCACAAUACAUGUCGAAAAUGAUGCUAAAGAAAAUGGCAGAAUUACACAGGUUUCAAUCAACACAAAGGAUUCUAUUCGGUGGGUUCUUGCGAUCAAUACCGAAGAAAUAGAAGAUUUCAAGCUUACAGAUACUGUGAAUUCUGAAGAAUUGAUACCGGUGGACAAAAAGAGCGGUUUGGAUGGUUGGCACAUAAUUCAGUUUUCUGGAGGAAAGAAUGCACCAAGAGUAUUUGAUUUGACGCUUUACUGGAGAUCAGGUUCAACACAAAGCACUGAUCAUGGUUUUCUCUUGAAACUUAGGACUGAUGUGAACAGAUUAACCCCGAUAACUGAACGGAUUCUCGAAAAGCUUCCUCGUUGGUGUUCUUUGUUUGGCAAGUCUACCUCUCCCCAUACCUUGGCUUUUCUUAGAAAUCUUCCUAUUAACUUUUAA
This is a messenger RNA of Vicia faba (fava bean), 2718 nucleotides long. Lineage: Eukaryota; Viridiplantae; Streptophyta; Magnoliopsida; Fabales; Fabaceae. The record is from the annotation of a GenBank genome assembly.